UGUCUAAAUAAUGGCAAGAAGAUGAAUAAAUGGCUCGGUUCAGACUGCGAGAUACACCAUUGCAAGAGAGCAACAGAGGGUUGUGAUUGUAAACCUCCGUUCAGGCUAUUUCCGUUCCCGACCGAAAAGAAAAACUUAGAAGCCUGUAAGCGCUGGACAAAGCUUAUUAAAAGAGUCGAGCCUUCAGGCAAACCUUGGUUCCCUACUAAAUCGUCAAGAGUAUGCAGUGACCAUUUCAUAUCAGGGCAGMCAACAACUAACGAUCCUGACCCAGUUCUUAACUUGGGCUAUGAUCGUCGCCAACAUCGUAAGCGAAAAGAACCCACUGAUAGAUCUGGACUGCCAGCCAUAAAGACUUCUAAAAAAGCCAAAUCAGAAUCACCCGUUCUUGAGAUUGAGAACCACGGGAAUAUCAAUGGUGAUAUUGCAAUUGAAAACGAAGAGAAUGACAAUGAUGAAAAUAAACAAACUCAUCAAACGUGCGACGAAAAUAAACAAAACAUUCUACACGAUCAUGGCUAYAGCUAUGGAUGGUCGGAGAUAUACGAUUCUAAUUAUUGCUCUGACCUUAACUGUUUAGCAAGGWGGAAAGAUAAARACGAAGAAAUAAAACGUCUUCAAGCCACAAUCGAUGAGCUGAACAAAGACCUAGAUGAUUGCCGAACAAAGSUAAACAAUUGUGAAACAAAGCUGGCUAUUUGUCAAUCAAAGCUACACGCGAAGACACAAAAAGGUYUGAGAUACACCGAUAUUGAAACUGACAAAUGUCUCAAACUCUUAACUGGCAUACCAUCARUAGAAGCCUUUGAAAWAUUAUAUGAUGUUCUUCAAAAUAUGACGAAGAAAGUCAAGUAUUGGAGUGGCCCGAGAAGGUCUGUCAAAAAAGGGAGAAAUUUUAGAAGAACGCCAAAAAAGUUUGGUAUAAAAAGAAUCCUUUCACCAAAGGAUGAGCUUCUAUUAACAUUGAUGAAACUGCGUUUGGGAUCAACAAAUGCAGACUUGGGGCAGCGAUUUGGCAUAUCAUCCCAACUUGUGUCAAAUACAUUCACUACAUGGYUGAAACUCUUAGCUACCGAGCUACAAUGUCUGAUUUACAACCCUCCCAUUGAAGUUGCACAGCGGUUGCUGCCUUCUAAAUUUAGAAAUGCUGGGUGUUCUAAAGUGCGCCACAUAAUCGACUGCACUGAAAUAUUCAUAGAAACCCCCAGUGAUCCAACCUUGAAGGCAUCAACCUGGUCUGAUUAUAAGCACCACAACACUGCAAAGCUACUAGUUUCAAUCACUCCCAAUGGUACCUUCAAUUUCAUUUCAUCUGCAUGGGGAGGAAGAACAUCUUAUGUCCACUUAACAAGAGAAUGCAAAUUCUAUGACAUAAUAGAGCCAUAUGACGAGGUAAUGGCAGAUCGAGGGUUUACAAUCGCAGAAGACCUGAUACUAAGAAAUGCAAGACUUCAUAUUCCACCAGGCACGUGAGGCCAAGAGCAAUUCACAAAAGCAGAAGAACAAAAAACCAAGAAAAUCGCUAACUUGCGCAUCUUUGUAGAACAAGCAAYAAGAAGAAUGAAAACAUUUCGCCUGAUAAAACAUGAACUCCCCAUAUCUCUUUUAAGUCACAUUGAUGAUAUUGUUAUUGUAUGUGCUGGCCUCUGUAAUUUGUACYAGCCUUUGUGCAAAUCUUGA
Molecule: messenger RNA, 1680 nt
Organism: Exaiptasia diaphana
Lineage: Eukaryota; Metazoa; Cnidaria; Anthozoa; Actiniaria; Aiptasiidae
Exons: 1
Source: RefSeq, a predicted model, not a curated record